AUGUCCACGUCGGCGCCCGACAAUGACCAUGAGAACAGGGACAAAGUCGUCUUGGUGACGGGCAUCAACGGCUAUAUCGCCAGCCACAUUGGGCUCCAGCUCCUGCAGAAGGGAUACACGGUGCGAGGGACAUCGCGGGCCGCCGCUGCGCGAGAGAACCUGUUGGCCGGCCCGUUCAAGGGCUUCGAGGCCCAGUACCAACACGUCCAAGUGCCGGACAUUGUGGCGCGCGGGGCCUUCGACGCGGCGGUCCAGGGCGUGCACGCCAUCGUGCACACGGCGUCGCCGGUCGACUUCUCGCUCACCACGGUCGACGAGUUCUUCGGCCCCGCGGUCGGCGGCAACCUGUCGAUUCUCGAGUCGGCCAAAGCCGCCGCGGGCCCGCAGCUGCGAUCGUUCGUGGUCACGUCGUCCGUGGCCGCCAUCGCCGACAAGUGGAAACAGCCGGCCGACCACGCCUACACCGAGGCCGACUGGAACACGACGGCCGAGAGCGUGGCGCGCCAGACCUUCGACGCGCACACAGCCUACGCCGCGUCGAAAGCGGCCGCCGAGCGCGCCGUCUGGGACUGGACGCAACAGAACUCGCCGUCGUUUGCCGUCGCCGCCGUCCACCCGGCCGUCGUCACAGGCCCGCCUGUCUUGUGGCCCGCCACCCCGGACAGGCUCAACGAAACGCUGCUGCCCAUCUGGACCAUCUGGAGCGGGGGCAAGACCAUGCCGCCUCCGAUCGGCGGCGCCGGCUACAUUGAUGUGCGGGACGUCGCCAGCAUGCACGUCUGGGCGGUCGAGAACCCCGACCGGAGCCACGGUCAGCGCUACAUGCUUGCAAAUGGCAGGGCUCCGCCUCAGGCCGCCGCGGAUCUGCUACGCAACACCUUCCCAGAGAGAGACAUCAUCGUGGGGAGCCCCGGCCUAGGCUACAUUCAAGACUACGGCUUCCCCCAGGGCCAGCCCACCCUGAUCUCCAGCAAGGCGUUGGAUGCGCUCGGGCUACAGCACUUUAUUCGCUUCGACAAGUCCAUUCUGGAUACGGUCGAGGCCUUUGAGAGGCAGUGGCCGGGCCUCGCGAAGAACAUCAAACAGGAACAAUAG
Molecule: messenger RNA, 1095 nt
Organism: Capronia epimyces CBS 606.96
Lineage: Eukaryota; Fungi; Ascomycota; Eurotiomycetes; Chaetothyriales; Herpotrichiellaceae
Exons: 1
Coding region: 1-1095 (364 amino acids)
Molecular function (GO): oxidoreductase activity, acting on the CH-OH group of donors, NAD or NADP as acceptor
Source: RefSeq, a predicted model, not a curated record